AACACUUUCAUAACUGUUCUGAGGGGAGGAAUUUCUGCUCUCUAUUCCCAGGCACCGAGACAGGCAAAACUGUUCUGUGCUGCUGUGGAUGUGAAGUCCUCGCCGUGCUGCCUCUGCUUCUUUCUCCCCCAGAAACUCUCAGGGCCCUGAAUUUGCAUCCCCUCAAAAACAAACAAAAAUAAAAAUCUCUGGUUGGAUGUGGAUGGAAGAUGGAGCAGGGGAUGAAUAGCAGGAGGGAAGAAAGAGUGAAGUUGGUUCUUUUUCUGGCACAUGGAUGCAAUUACCCUCAGUGCAUUCCAGAGGCGGUCCUUUGAAUCCUCUGCAGGUCUGCCUGCCGUCCUUGGGAGAGAGGAAGAAAAAAGGGAGGAAAAUUCCUUCUUGCUGGGAGACGGAAUGUCUGCAUUUCCAAUCCUCUUUUUAGCCUCCUGUUCCGUUUGGCUGUGCGAGGCUCAGACCGAGUUCAAGAGGGUGGCCGAGGACAACGUGACCCUGCCCUGCCACCACCGCCUGGGGCUGCUGGAGCAGGGCAGCCUGGACAUCGAGUGGCUGCUGCACAUCUCCGAGACCGUGCAGAAAGCGGUGAUCACCUACUCUGGAGGCCGUGUUUAUGAUGACCUGAACGAGGAGCAGAAGGGCCGAGUCUCCUUCACCUCCAACUUCCUCGCUGGAGAUGCAUCCUUGCAGAUCAUCUCGCUGCAGUCCAGCGAUGCAGGGAAGUACAUCUGCAAGGUCAAGAACGCCGGGCAGUACGAGUGGGCUCACAUCACCCUCAAGGUUGUGGAGAAACCCUCCAAGCCCAAGUGCUGGCUGGAGGGGGAGAUGCUGGAAGGGAAGGAGCUGUCCCUGCAGUGCCGCUCCGCCUCGGGCACGGCCCCCAUCUCCUACCGCUGGCAGCGCAUCAGCGAGGAGGACGAGAGAGCCGAGCCCCUCCCGCCCAGCUCCAGAGUCAACAUCUCGAACCCCGGGCAGGUGCUGCUGAAGAACCUCACCGGGCUGAGCACGGGGCUGUACCGCUGCCUGGCCACCAACGAGGCGGGCCAGGAGAGCUGCGAGCUGCGGGUGAUGGUGCAGCACGCACAGAACAUCAGCAUGAUCGCCGGGGCAGUGUGUGGAGUGGUGGUGGGGCUCUCCCUCCUGCUCCUGGUGGUGAGGUUGACCAUCAGGAGGAAAGAGAAGAAGAGAUACGAGGAAGAGGAGGCACCGAAUGAAAUCAGGGAAGAUGCCGAGGCACCCAAGGCGCACCUGGUCAAACCCAGCUCCUCCUCCUCCGGCUCCCGCAGCUCCCGCUCGGGCUCUUCCUCCACCAGAUCCACCGCCAACAGUGCCUCCCGCAGCCAGCGGACUUUGUCCACCGAGGCCACCCCGCACCUGACCCCUCCGCAGUGCGGCCAGCGGCCGGCGGAGAGGAGGGAGCCGGAGCUGCGGAGGGGGGACUGCGGCCAGGUGAAGGUGGCAGCGAUGGUGGCAGCGCAGAGCCGAGCCUUCCAAACCGUGUGAGCCGGCCCGGUGCAUCCUCCAGCCCGG
This is a messenger RNA of Lonchura striata (white-rumped munia), 1524 nucleotides long. RefSeq names its product CXADR like cell adhesion molecule (gene CLMP). The record is from RefSeq and is a predicted model, not a curated record. Lineage: Eukaryota; Metazoa; Chordata; Aves; Passeriformes; Estrildidae. Gene Ontology annotation, cellular component: membrane; cell surface; cytoplasmic microtubule.